GCGCCACAAACACACAGCCACGCAGUAGGAUGUAGGACGGAACACCACGAAGACACAGGGGAGAGAAGAGAGAGAGGCACAGGGGAGAGCAAUGAGCAGACACCCCACGCAUGGCGCUUAGCAGACCCUCGUCGCCGCUAAAACCCUAGCGCAGCGGCGCGGACGCGGAUGCCCCUCGCUCUCCUCCUCUCCCGCAUUGGCCUCUCCCUCUCGCCGGCCGCCAUGUCCAGCACCCGCUCCUCCUCCUCCAGGCUGGUCCGCGCCGACCUUGGCCCAGGUGUAAGAGAAGUGAAACGUGAAUCCAGUGUUUCUUUUGACACUUCCAAGUCUGAAUCGUCUGCUUCUCUGAAGAGGAAAAGGGUGAAGCGAGAGUUUGAAGUAAAUCGGGAGCAUCCUAAGAAGCAGGUUGGUGUUGUCCCUGACAUUGAAGAUUUUCGAUAUGACAAGAUCAAAGCAUCAGCAUCCUCAACUAAGGAAGCACCAUCUUUGGUUAGGUUGGAGAAAAAGGUCAGAGUCUCAUCAGUUGUAAAAGUUGAAGCUCCGGAAAACUGGGAAGCAGUUCUAGAAGGUAUAAAAAACAUGAGGUUAUCUGGCCAAGCACCUGUAGACACGAAGGGCUGUGAAAAAGCUGGUUCUCUUCUUCCACCCAAGGAAAGAAGAUUUGCAGUUCUGAUAUCAACUAUGAUGUCAAGUCAAACAAAAGAUGGAGUUACACAUGCUGCUGUGGAGCGUCUCUCUGAGAAUGGUUUACUUGAUCCUGAUGCUAUUGUCAGAACUGAUGAGGCCACACUAGCGAAUCUUAUCAAACCUGUUGGAUUCUAUCAGAGAAAGGCUCAGUUCAUAAAAGAAGCUUCUAAAAUUUGCCUUGAACGAUUUGGAGGGGAUAUUCCAGCUUCUCUGAGUGAGCUGCUUGCUCUGAGGGGAGUUGGCCCUAAAAUGGCUCAUUUGGUGAUGAGCAUUGCUUGGAAAAAUACUCAAGGAAUCUGCGUGGACACACAUGUGCAUCGUAUUUCUAACCGUCUUGGGUGGGUUUUCCGAGAAGGAACAAAACAGAAAACUACAACACCAGAACAAACAAGAAUGUCUCUUGAGAAGUGGCUACCCAAGGAUGAGUGGGAACCUAUAAACCCAUUACUGGUUGGAUUUGGGCAGACUAUCUGUACUCCACUGAGGCCCAAAUGUGACCUCUGUGGCAUAAACAACAUCUGCCCGUCAGCUUUUAAGGAGUCAUCGAGUCCAAAUCCGAAGCAAAAGAAAACGAGGUCUCCAUAAAAACUGAGGAUUAUUGGGUUGUCUUUGGUUGUGCUUGGUGCCAGUACCAUUGGCGAAUCAUAUAUCAUUUUGUAUAGCUGUAAUUUAUUGAAGACAAUAGGUAGGCAGCUCGAUCCUAGCAGAGAAGUUCAUGUCCUUUGUUGGAUAUGAAGUUGCGAGGAACGGUGAUCUUUUAAGAGGGGAGGUGAAUUAGGAUAUUUAAAAAUGAAUGGUUUUAAAAACUUUAUAAGAUAAUUUUAUUUUUAUCUAAAUGUGCUUUGUAUUUA
Molecule: messenger RNA, 1538 nt
Organism: Phragmites australis (common reed)
Lineage: Eukaryota; Viridiplantae; Streptophyta; Magnoliopsida; Poales; Poaceae
Product: endonuclease III homolog 1, chloroplastic-like
Exons: 11
Coding region: 169-1272 (367 amino acids)
Biological process (GO): base-excision repair, AP site formation; nucleotide-excision repair; base-excision repair
Cellular component (GO): chloroplast nucleoid; nucleus
Molecular function (GO): 4 iron, 4 sulfur cluster binding; DNA-(apurinic or apyrimidinic site) endonuclease activity; DNA binding
Source: RefSeq, a predicted model, not a curated record